AUGUCCGAUCUCAUCGCCAAAUUUGAAUCACUUAUUAUUUCAAAGUAUCCUGUUUCUUUCAGCAAAGAACAAUCCGCCCAAGCUGCCCAAUGGGAAUCGGUUCUAAAAUCUGGUCAAAUUCAACCACACUUAGAUCAAUUAAAUUUGGUGUUAAGAGACAACACUUUCAUUGUAUCUACCUUGUACCCAACAUCCACCGACGUUCACGUCUUCGAAGUCGCCUUACCAUUGAUUAAGGAUUUAUUGGCAAGCUCCAAGGAUGUCAAGUCAACCUAUACCCAAUACAGACAUAUCUUAAGAUGGAUUGAUUACAUGCAAAACUUAUUGGAAGUGUCCAGUGCUGACAAGUUGGAAAUAAAUCAUGAUUUGGAUUUGCCUCACGAGGCUAUUGAAAAAAAGAAGAAGGCUCCAGCAGGUGACGCAGCUGCUGAUAUUGCAGGCAAGGCUGGGGAUGACAUGAGCAAAAAAGGUAAGAAGCAAGAUCAACCAAAAGGUAAGCCAGAUGAAGAAACUCUAAAGAAAUUGAGAGAGGAAGCAAAGGCCAAGAAAGCCGCCAAGAAGGCUGCCAAUGCCAAACAACAGCAAGAGCAACAAAACAAAACCCCAGAGAAAUUAAAUGCAUCUGUCAUUGAUUUCCGUGUUGGUUUCAUUCAAAAGGCCAUCAAGCACCCUGAUGCCGACUCAUUAUACGUUUCUACCAUUGAUGUUGGUGAUGAAGAAGGCCCUAGAACUGUUUGUUCUGGUUUGGUCAAGCAUUUCUCAUUGGAAGCCAUGCAAGAACGUUAUGUCGUUGUUGUAUGCAAUUUGAAACCAGUUAAUAUGAGGGGUAUCAAGUCUACAGCCAUGGUCUUGUGCGGUUCUAACGAAGACAAAGUCGAAUUUGUUGAACCACCAAAAGGUUCCAAGGCCGGCGACAAGGUGUUCUUUGAGGGUUUCGGCGACGAAGCUCCAAUGAAACAGUUGAAUCCAAAGAAGAAGAUCUGGGAACAAUUACAACCUCAUUUCACUACCAAUAGUGAUUUGGAGGUCAUUUGUGCAGAUGAAGAAGAAAAGAGCCAACCAAUAAGAAAGUUGACCAACGCCAAGGGCGAAUUAUUUAAGGUUGCCAGUAUCGCCAAUGCUCAAGUCCGUUAA
Messenger RNA from Saccharomyces kudriavzevii IFO 1802, 1134 nucleotides. RefSeq names its product Arc1p (gene ARC1). The coding region runs from base 1 to 1134 and encodes 377 amino acids. The transcript has a single exon. Lineage: Eukaryota; Fungi; Ascomycota; Saccharomycetes; Saccharomycetales; Saccharomycetaceae. The record is from RefSeq and is a predicted model, not a curated record. Gene Ontology annotation, cellular component: methionyl glutamyl tRNA synthetase complex. Gene Ontology annotation, molecular function: tRNA binding.